UUUAAGAGCCUAGUCACUACAUUAUAACAUUUGGCAAUUAUUUUAAGGUCUAAUGGCAUAAUCACGUUAUCAAGCCGUUACUUUUCAUGUUAAUUAGGUCAUUCUUGUUCAUUCAUAUUUUUAUUCAUUAUUCCAAAAAAUAAGUAAAUAAGAUUAAAUGAAUAGUAGCAGUGCUACUCGAGCCUUGGCUCUUGAGUACAAAUCAGUUAUCGAGGAUCCUGUAGAGGGUUUUAGAGUAAAAUUAAUGAAAGAUGACGACCUUUUUAAUUGGGAAGUUGCCAUUUUUGGUCCACCUGAUACUCCAUAUCAAGGAGGUUACUUCAAGGCACAUAUGAGAUUUCCUAAAGAUUAUCCAUAUGCUCCUCCUACCAUCAGAUUUGUUACCAAAGUUUGGCACCCUAAUGUUUAUGAGAAUGGUGACUUAUGCAUAUCAAUUUUACAUCCACCCGUUUCAGAUCCGCAAAGUGGGGAAGAUCCUUCUGAGAGAUGGAAUCCUACGCAAAACGUUAGAACGAUUUUAUUGAGCGUAAUUUCUCUCCUCAACGAACCUAACACAUUCUCUCCGGCCAACGUUGACGCUUCUGUUAUGUACAGAAGGUGGAAGGAAUCCAAAGGUGUCGAUAAAGAAUACGAAAAUAUUAUUAGACACCAAGUAAACGCCACAAAAUCGGAAGCCGAAAAGGAUAACGUAGUUGUUCCCUUGACACAAGAAGAAUGGUGUAUGAAAAUUAAACCAAAAAUUCGUCACCAUGGUGAAUUUUCUUCAUCUCAUUUUUCGCACACAUCUAUCAUCUCCGUGUCAGCUGAUGGGAAUCCUAAUUCCAGCCCUUUACCGCCACCCCCACUCUAUAUGUCCAGCCUGGACCAUGCGGAUUUUUACAUUGAUGAUGAUGGAUUUGAUGAUGACGAAGAGGAUGAAGAAGACGACGGCACUGCUAUGACUUCCUCUGCAUCUUCGUCCGAAGACGAGCGGCGCAGGCGCAGACCCGUUAUCAUAGCCACUUCCAAUCUCGAAAGUGUAAUCACUACACAAAUAGAUAGCGCUAAUAACAACGGUGGAGAAAAUAGAUCCAUUAUAUGAUUUUAAAAAUUGAUCAUUUAUUAAAAAUUUCAAAUUUUUUAUUUAUAAUGUAAUUAAAAUUGGAAAAGUUUAAAAAAAUGAAUUUUGUAAUAUGUGUUCCUAUUACUUUUAUUUUACAUAAAAUUAAUUUUUGAUUAAUCUUGAAAUUAAUUGUGUAUAUUAAUCAAGAAAAUAUUAUUUAUUUAUUUCUGAUAUUUAAUUUUCCAACACCCAAAAAUUUAUAACAAUUAUAUUCUUUAAAUAAGAUAUUUAUCCUAUUUUAUAUUGUCAAAUAUUUAAAUACUUGAAUCCAAACUUAAAUCUUAAUCAGCAUACCCCACUCCCUCGAGCUUUUAUUUGACAAAAUUUUUUCACCAAAUUAACAGUUAGUUUUUCUUCUUUUUUCUAUGAAAACCAAUUUAUUAGAAAAAAAGAACCGUUCAUUUUUUAUAAAAAUUACGAUUUUAAAACGGUUCUAAAAAAAUGAAGGUUUUAUUUUAUGAUUUUCACUUAAUAUAAUGAUUUUGUUCAAACCCAUUUUUCCCCUUCCCCGAUGCUCUUUUACCGCAAAAAUGUUUUCAAAUUACAUAACCAUUUUUUUGUAAUUGUAGAAUUCAUAAUACCUACUGCGCACAACAUUUUUUUUAAAAAAAUAGCGAUCUUACUUUAUAUUCGGUUUAUAUUCGAUUCCAUAUAAUUAACAUUUUUUAUUUUAUUUAGUUUUCACCGAUUUACCUCCACCUCUUGCAAUUUUUAUUACCACGCCCAAAUUUUUUUAAAAAAAUAGUAUUUUAUAAG
Gordionus sp. m RMFG-2023 is the source of this 1858-nucleotide messenger RNA. RefSeq names its product ubiquitin-conjugating enzyme E2 R2-like. The transcript is spliced from 7 exons. Gene Ontology annotation, biological process: protein polyubiquitination; ubiquitin-dependent protein catabolic process. Bases 158 to 1081 code for a protein of 307 amino acids. The record is from RefSeq and is a predicted model, not a curated record. Lineage: Eukaryota; Metazoa; Nematomorpha; Gordioida; Chordodea; Parachordodidae. Gene Ontology annotation, molecular function: ubiquitin conjugating enzyme activity.